Schistocerca americana (American grasshopper) is the source of this 1425-nucleotide messenger RNA. Its product is annotated as esterase FE4-like. Lineage: Eukaryota; Metazoa; Arthropoda; Insecta; Orthoptera; Acrididae. Bases 1 to 1425 code for a protein of 474 amino acids. The record is from RefSeq and is a predicted model, not a curated record. The transcript is spliced from 8 exons.
AUGACAGAUUCGAAUGAGAACGAGAUGACAUUAAAGAGCCUAGACGAAGGACUAUUGGAAAAAGCGGUGAAAGAAUUUAGGAUGAAAAGGAGAAAGAAACCUCCAGAUGGAAUGAAUGCCGACGGUGGUCCGCUGGUGAAGACCGAGGGGGGACAGGUGCGGGGUCGCAUCGCCACUUCGUUCACAGGACGUCGCUACGCCAGCUUCCAGGGCAUCCCUUAUGCGAGUCCCCCAGUGCGGAACCUCAGGUUCAAGCUCCUGUGGCAUGUGAGCCUCCUGCUGGCAGGGCGUUGUUACCAGCGGCUGUGUGCUCCACAGGCGCCGCAGGCCGCAGAGCCGUGGCAGGGCGUGCUGAACGCGUCGGCGCCAGGACACGGCUGCCCCCAGCUGGACCAUCGCUCCGGAUGCGUCGUGGGCCACGAGGACUGCCUCACCCUCAACGUCUACACCACGCAGCUGGAAGGCAAGCCGCAGCCGGUGCUGGUGUGGGUCCACGGCGGGUCGUUCGCCAACGGCAGCAGCCGCCUCUACCAGCCGGACGUGCUGCUCGACCAACAGCUCGUCGUCGUCACCCUAAACUACCGACUCGGCGCCCUCGGUUUCCUGUGCUGGCCCAGGGCUGGGGUGCCAGGCAAUAUGGGCUUGCGCGACCAGUCGCUGGCUCUGUACUGGGUGCGACGCAACAUCGCUGCGUUCGGUGGCGACGCUGGAUGUGUCACCCUAGCGGGACAAAGUGCAGGGGCCGCCUCCGUCAUCUUCCACAUGCUGUCGCCGCUCUCCAAAGGCUUGUUCGACCGCGCGCUGUGCAUGAGCGGCUCAGCGCUGUGCUCGUGGGCGACGCCGCCCCACCCCGAACAGCGUGCGCUGCGUCUGCUGAGGGCGGCGGGGCUGCCCACACACCUCAACCCCGGAGCCGGCAGCGACGCCGCUGCUGUGGCCGCCUUUCUCGCGGGCCCCGGCGCCGCCCCAGACGUUCUGGUGCCGCGUUACUACGACGCACUGGACCCACAGGAGCCGGUUGAGCCGAUGCUGCCGGUGCUGGCGGCCUGCGUGGAGACGGAGGCGGAGGCGUGCGUGGGCGCCUUCCUGCCCGACGCGCCGUCGCGGCUGCUGGCGGCGGGCCGCGUGCACCGCGUGCCACUGCUGGCAGGGCUCACGGACGGCGAGGCCAACUUCCUCCUGCUCAGGAACCACGGAGUGGAAGGGGAGCUGAUACCCCUGUACCAGCGGCUCGGGUCAGACACGGAAGGAGUUCGUGGCACACCUCCGUCGACCACAUCGGGCAUCACGUGGGCGCUGGAAUCGUGGACACAGGAACACAGACGUUGGAAAAGAUUAAGGCCCAAAUUGGUAGCUGAUGAGCGCGAGCGCGUGACAAGCAACUGUACUGGUGUGCUGAUUGUACUGCACUGCACUUGCACAUGA